Pieris rapae (cabbage white) is the source of this 2495-nucleotide messenger RNA. It is a transcript of the gene Rab9, whose product is annotated as ras-related protein Rab-9B. The record is from RefSeq and is a predicted model, not a curated record. Lineage: Eukaryota; Metazoa; Arthropoda; Insecta; Lepidoptera; Pieridae. The coding region runs from base 292 to 978 and encodes 228 amino acids. Gene Ontology annotation, cellular component: lysosome; late endosome; phagocytic vesicle. Gene Ontology annotation, molecular function: GTPase activity; GTP binding. Gene Ontology annotation, biological process: retrograde transport, endosome to Golgi. The transcript is spliced from 4 exons.
UCUGUCUAAAGCUGUAGCUGCACAGCUGUUUCUUGUUAGUUCUUAGUUGUAAUUAAUUCUGUAGUUCUUUGUGUUAUGAUUAUAUUGUUAUAUUUAAUUUGCUUCGGGUCAAACUAGAAUUGGUCAUAAAAGGUUUUAUCUUUUAUGUGAUAUAUCUCACUCGAAAAUAAUUUAAAAUUAAGGUGAUAUCCUUGAAACGGUAAAUUAAUCAAGCAAACAUUUACUUAACUUUCAAGGCUGUAGUAAUAAAAGGAGUAAACUGUGACUUAUUAUGACAUAAAUGAAGCCACAAUGGUCGAGGAAAACGAUCAGCAUUACGGCAGGACAUCGAAUAAAAAUGUUUUGUUAAAGAUUGUAAUCCUUGGGGAUGGUGGAGUCGGAAAGUCAUGUUUAAUGAGUAGAUUUAUAUCUAAUCACUUUGACGAUCAUAAUUUCCACACGAUAGGCGUCGAAUUUAUGAAUAAAAUGUUAGAUGUUAGUGGAAAACAAUACACAUUGCAGAUUUGGGAUACAGCUGGCCAAGAAAGAUUUAAAUCUCUUAGAACCCCAUUCUAUCGUGGUACUGAUAUAUGCAUUUUAGCAUAUGCUAUCGAUGACCGAGGUUCUUUUAAUAAUAUAAAAACAUGGUUGAAUGAGUUUUUACACUAUGCUGGAGUAAAAAAUGGAAUUGAAAAGUUUCCUUUUGUUGUUGUUGGCAAUAAGUCAGAUGUAUCUUCAAAAGACCGAGAAGUUUCACAUGAUCAAUUGAAACAAUGGUGUGAGCAAAAUAAAAUUGGCACAUAUAUAGAGACAUCGGCCAAGACUGAUAAUAAUGUUGUUGAAGCAUUUUCUAUGGCUGUACAAAGAUGGGCAAAUCUCGAAGAAAAGGCAGAGAGAGAGCUUCGCAUGUUACAUCAUCCGGAUACUGUUACUUUACAUGGAUCAGCACCAACUGGGGGUCUCCGAGCGACUUGCUGCUCACGUUUUAUGGAAGUAUAGAUUGAUGAGAAUAUUUUUUUAUAUUUAUUAAAACGUGUCUCGUUUUCUACAAGACAUUCCAAAGAGGUAUUAUCUUUUAGUAGAUUAGCACAUAGCACAUGAUACUGAUAGCUCGAGGUGAGCAAAUAUUAGUUGCCUUGACUGUUUUAUGAUUCUAUUUUACCAACACGAAUGUUUAUUGAUUUAAUAAAUAGUAAUUUAUUAAGAAAUAAAGAAGGAGGCGAUGGCGGAUGCUAGGUGUCUACGGGAGUAGAAUGAGGCAGAAGAGAAGAUUGGCAUAAUAUAUUGCUUUUUUAAUGUAUUUAUGUUUAGGUUUUACUAAUUUAUUUGUAGAGCACUUAGUUAAUUACACUAUUAAUUUCAGUUAAUGUUUUAAAAGAAUCUCAAGUAUCACCUCAAUUGUACAGAUUAAAACUUUACUGCAAAGUUUUAUAAAAACUUUCGUUAUUCUUACUAUCGUUUAUGUUUGAACUUAACUGAACUAUUUCUUUUUUCUUCUGAACAUCUGUAAGUAAUAAAAUAAGAAUCACUUGAAGUGUAAAUUUGAAAUUCAAAUCUGAAACUAUUUUGGUUGUGAUUAAUAUUGAAAGUAUUGCACGACUUAGGUUUAUAAAUAAAAGAUAACAUAUCAAUUAACAAAUGGUAUUAAAUAUUAAGAAUUUGCUUGUGGGUUCUUGUAUCGCUUUAACUUGACGUUUAGCUUUUAGUACUAAUUUCAUGCGGAUGAAGUCUCGAACAAAGAUACGGGAUGAGUGUAGAAUUUUGCACAAUUUAAUUUACUUUCCGUACUGAAUAAAUCAAUCUUAGUAAAUGUAAAUGAAUUGAUUCUUCAGGGAGCAUCAUUUUCACCAAGUGCCUAAACCGUACAAAGCAGCUCGAACGAUGGCUCUAAAACUGUAUUUUAAUCUACCUCUUAAGGCCUAAUUAAUUAGAUAUUUAUAUUUUAGCUUCAGGACGUUCUUGUUCUUGUAAAUUUACUUUGCAAGUACCGUUGCUUAAGAUUCUUAAUUCUUUGUUAUGAAAGAGUAAUGUUUGGGUGAAUUUUGGAUAUUCGGCCUUUUUUAUAUUUGGUUUAUUUCGUAUAUUAGUGUUUUUAAAUUAACACCAAUAAUAUAUGUAGGAAGUAGCCACCUAGUUAAUUUAGAAGGAAAGAUAAUCAUAUUUGCUGACUUGUAUAUCUUGGUAAAUAACCUGACACGCGAUCAGAAGUGAUGACCAUCAUCAAACAUAAAUAUGUGUGACUUUUAUAAUAUAUACAUAUAUAUAUAUAUAUAUAUAUACUAUAAAAGUCCUGCUAGAAUUGAAUGAUACGUGUUUGUGACACAAUUAAAUGGAUUUUAAGAUAACAGUGUCAAGAACAUGUGACUAAAACUUUAGAAUUCGUAUUUGAUGAAUAUUUUACAAAAGUUUAUUAGUUUAGUCUAUGUUUUGUAUUCAUUUGCACAAAUGCACUUAUUUUUAGUUGUUAAGCUGUGAUACAUGUUAUGGAGUACAGAAUAAAGUAUUUAAAAAAUGUA